UAAUAGAAGUUUUAUCACUUAAGGGCCAAAGAUGCUACAAUUAGCCAAAACCAAAAAGUUAGGUUAUGCCGAAAGUCACACUCCUUUAAAAACGGUUUGAUGUAUAGGGUUGCCAACAGUCAGUUAGUUGGGAAACGCUAUAAAACCUUUAUCCUGGUAACUUUUAAAACAACAUGGAGAUGUCUUUGAAUCCUGUCCGUGUGCUCAAAAAUGAUGCACAAGAAGAGAAAGCCGAAAUGGCUCGCAUGUCAUCGUUUAUCGGUGCCAUCGCCAUUGGUGAUUUAGUUAAGAGCACUUUGGGACCCAAGGGUAUGGACAAAAUCCUAGUGUCGCAUGGCCGCCAAGCUGGCAAAGUGGAGGUGACCAAUGAUGGCGCUACCAUUUUGCGAUGCGUUGGCGUUGAUAAUCCCGCUGCAAAAAUUUUGGUAGAUAUGUCCCGCGUCCAAGAUGAAGAAGUAGGCGAUGGCACCACUUCAGUCACCGUAUUGGCUGCUGAGCUAUUGCGUGAAGCUGAAAAGUUGGUUGAUCAAAAACUUCAUCCCCAAAUUAUCAUUGCCGGCUGGCGUAUGGCAACAAAAAUUGCACGAGAGGCUCUUACUCAGACUUCUCAGGAUAACUCGGCCAACAAUGAUAAAUUCAAAGAGGAUCUUAUGAAUAUUGCACGCACUACACUCUCCUCGAAGAUUUUGCAUCAACACAAAGACUUCUUUGCCAAGUUGGCUGUAGAUGCUGUUUUGCGUUUGAAGGGUUCCGGAGAAUUGCAUGCCAUACAAAUUAUCAAAAAGACUGGUGGUACUUUGGAUGAUUCAUUUUUGGACGAAGGUUUUUUGCUGGACAAGAAGCCAGGUGUACAUCAACCUCAAAGGAUUGAGAAAGCCAAAAUACUCAUCGCCAACACGCCUAUGGAUACUGAUAAAAUCAAAGUAUUCGGCAGUACCAUCAAAGUAGAUUCACUAUCCAAGAUUGCCGAUUUGGAAAUGGCCGAAAAGGAAAAGAUGAAAGAUAAAGUACAGAAAAUUUUGAAUCACAACUGUAAUGUGUUUAUCAAUCGUCAAUUGAUCUACAACUAUCCCGAGCAAUUGUUUGCCGACGCCGGUGUAAUGGCCAUUGAACAUGCCGAUUUCGAUGGUAUUGAGCGUUUGGCUUUGGUUACUGGCGGUGAAAUUGUCUCAACUUUCGAUAAUCCUUCCUUGGUCAAAUUGGGUGAAUGCGAUGUCAUUGAACAGGUGAUGAUUGGUGAGGAUACUAUGUUGCGUUUUAGUGGUGUUAAAUUGGGUGAAGCUUGCACCAUUGUUAUACGUGGUGCCACACAGCAAAUUUUGGAUGAAGCUGAUCGCUCUUUGCACGAUGCUUUGUGUGUAUUGGCUGCCACAGUUAAGGAAUCCCGUGUUAUUUAUGGCGGUGGCAGUUCCGAAGCGUUAAUGGCCAAUGCUGUGUUCAAAAAGGCAGCUGAGACUCCUGGCAAGGAAGCCAUUGCAAUGGAAGCUUUUGCACGCGCCCUUUUGGCUCUUCCCACUGCUAUCGCUGACAAUGCCGGCUAUGACUCUGCUCAAUUGGUUUCCGAACUACGUGCUGCUCAUGCCCAAGGCAAAUCUACCAUAGGUUUAGAUAUGGAAAAGGGCAAAAUUGGUGAUAUGAAGGAAUUAGGUAUAACAGAAUCAUUUGCCGUUAAACGUCAAGUUCUUCUGUCCGCCUCUGAAGCCGCUGAAAUGAUAUUGCGCGUCGAUGACAUCAUCAGAUGUGCUCCCAGAAGACGUGUUCCUGACCGUGGUUAUUGUUAAACUAUUUAAGACAUAUGUCAUCUUUUAAUCACAUCAGCCACACCCUACGCCUCAUGUUCUCCUUACAUCUUAAACUUUAUUUUAAUAUUUUUUUGUUAAAUCCAUGUUUAUUUAAUUAACCAAAAAACACAUCUAAUUAUUAAAACGCUAACUUUCUCACUAAACUUUCUGUUCUCCUUCAUUGAUUUCAAUUAGGCAUUUUACAAUAAUUUUAUUCCUUAAAAUAACGGCAUAGCCUUUUAAGGGAGAUUCUUUUCAAACAAAAAAUUAUACUAAAAAUUAAUUUUUUGCCUAGUGCAAAAAAUACUAUUUGAAAUGUGUCUUAAAUUACGCAUAAAAAAUAAUUCAAUAAACCUUAUGUAUUUUUAAUACACUAAAAAAUAUCACACUCAAUAGAAAUUUAUUUUUCGGCUUAAGUAUUGAACAAAUCCCUAUUUUUAGAAAAUAAAUAUGACUCGCGAGUCUAUUAACAAAA
Messenger RNA from Stomoxys calcitrans (stable fly), 2256 nucleotides. It is a transcript of the gene CCT2, whose product is annotated as T-complex protein 1 subunit beta. Lineage: Eukaryota; Metazoa; Arthropoda; Insecta; Diptera; Muscidae. Gene Ontology annotation, molecular function: ATP hydrolysis activity; ATP-dependent protein folding chaperone; ATP binding. Gene Ontology annotation, cellular component: cytosol; chaperonin-containing T-complex. The record is from RefSeq and is a predicted model, not a curated record. The transcript has 4 exons. Bases 174 to 1781 code for a protein of 535 amino acids. Gene Ontology annotation, biological process: protein folding.